AUGAGCCGUGGAGCAGCAGCAGCAGCAGCCUCUGUACAGGUACACCAUUUAAUAGUUAUUAUAGACAUUUUAUAUACAGAUGUUGUAUUCUGCUAUGUGGUACAAUCUUUAAAAUCUGCUGUUUCAUCGUCUGUAAAUCAAAGAAGAAACAAAAACAUACAAAACUCAUCAAAACUCCAAACUGAUCAGAACUUUUUUUUUCCAUUUUCUGGAAGACUAGAAAAAAUACUUUUUUGUUGUUUUAUCGUAUUAAUCAUCAUCAUCAUCAUCGUUUUCAUGCAUCAUUACACAAACAAAAGUCUUUAGUUACACAGGAGGGGAGAAAAAUAAAGAAAAAUAAACUUCUUCUUCUUCUUCUCUGUGAGCCGCUCGCCUCAUCCCUUCAGUUAAAAACUUAAAUUAAUACAAACAAGAGCAGGAGGCCGGGCGGGCGGGACGUUCGGCCAAUCAGGCGGCAGCUGUGUGUUUAAAACCCGCCCCGGGAGGCCUCUGAUUGGACAGUUUCUCCCAGAGCGCAAACAGACUAAAAACACGUUCAGUGAUAAAAAAUAAACUCAAACUCUGCUUGUUGGAGGAAAAGUGAAGUGGACUCAAACUCACACAGUGAUCUAAGAGGAGGAGGAGGAGGAGGAGGAGGAAGAUGAGGAGGAAGAGGAGGAGGACUGAAGAGGGUUUUCUGAAUCCCCAAACUCUCCUAUUAAAGACUCUGUUACAGUUUUAAAGCCGAAAAGAUCAAACUGAGACCAGAGACUUUUCUAGACCUGUUAACACUUAAAGGGAUAUUCUGUCGUAAAAUUAAUUUAGGGUCAAACCCACCGUAACACCGAGUUAGACCCCCCCUCCAGAGAUGAAUGUUGCCGACCGCUUACUUCUCUAGUUAUACCAACUUUAGUAACGACCGCAGGAUAGAAAUACAGAGAGCCACGCGGACGCUUGUUUGUCCAUCGACUACAGCGGGGUGCCGCAGCUCAAGGAAGAACAUUUAUGAUCAUUUCUUCAUGGAAAUACAAUCAGACCGAGACGCUAAGACAGAAGAACUACCGCGUCUGUAAAAUGAUUAAUAUGGUGAUUAUUACUUCAAAGAAAUGAUAAAGAAAUGAUCAUAAAUGUUCUUCCUUGAGCUGCGGCACCCCGCUGUAGUCCCUAAUGGACUGGCCUGAGGUCUCUCUACAAACAAGCGUCUGCUGGAAGAGAGUAGGUGAGUUGUGUUUAGUCUCUUUGCUAAAGAAAUGAGUCAAAGUUAAAAAGAUGUUUGGUGUCUAGUACUAUGUCUGUGACCCUAUAUGUACUAACCUCAGUAGAACAUGGUGUAGUUCCGUUCAGUAACAGAACCUCAUUGGAAAAUUAUCUGAUUUAACUUUACUGUGCUCUUGUUCAUAUAUAUUAACUCGACAGCUCAUAAAUCCAUACCUGUUAACAAAAUCAUGAUUUUAUUGAUAAUUCGGCUCAAUAAAAACACCUUUUAAUUUUACGCCGGAGUAUCCCUUUAAGGUGGACUGAGAAGGGGAGGAAAAACACGUCACCCCACCCCACCUGGUCUUCUUGAUGGUAAACACGACCCGGUUCUGACUCGAAUCGUUGCUGCUGAGUGAAUCUUUGAACGACUCAGUGAAGCUUCAGUUUCGUCAUUUCACGAUCUUUGUGUUUUUAAACAAAAAUCGACCUUAACGACGAAAAAAUGUCAAAAUGGGAUUUUCUUCACGUCACACGCUGACUCUGCGUUUUUGGAGCUCGGGUUCAAAGUUUCCUGGUUUGAUCCGGUUUCUCGUGUCGAUUGUCUCGAACCGUCAGAACCGCAGAUGUGACCGCAACAAGAAGAAGAAGAAACCUGAGGGACUGAUCCUCCUCCUCCUCCUCUCUAAAGAACCAACGCUCCUCCAUCUUUAUACGUCAAAGGAGGAAGGUGGGCGGGGCCUGUGAGCGUCAUGACGGCAGGACUGGACGGGACUGAGGGACGAGGAUCCUCCAUGUUUAUAAAAACGAUUAUAAAAACUAGAUUUAUUUUACACAAACAGAAAACCUCCGCGAGGAACUACAGGAACGCUAACCCUCGCCAUCCUUCGCUCCUCGAACGCAGGGCUCUGAUUGGCCCACCAGGGGCUGAGGUGAGGGUGACUUUAACAGUCCUCAGGAGCCGCUCCCGCCAAGGUCGUCCAAUCAGCUCGCAGGAUGUCAGAGAGGACGCAGAGGCCUGACGUUUGACCGUGACUCGGAUCGUGAAGAUCCGAUAAAAACUACAAACAGAAAAAUCGGAGGGUUCAAAGGUCAAACCAUCUGUGCGUCUUCUGGGACCCCUGCUCCAGGUCCAGGUCUUAAAGGAAAAACCCCCUCAGGUCCUGCUGCUGGUGGAGGAGGAGGAGGUCCAGGAGGUUGGAGAAGUCCUCCUGACUGAGGAGAGUCUGUUUCUCUCUUCACUCAUUGGUCAGUUUAGUGUCUCAGAUGUUUGUUCGCUGACCUUCAGAUCCUCCUCAGAUCUCCAACCAUGGGAGCUGGAGGUCCUGAUGGAGGUCCUGAUGGAGGUCUGUUCCUCCUGACUGUUUAAAACUCCUCAGACCUGAAGACUCCCCUUUAGAUCUUUGAUAAUCUGGAAUAUUUGAACGAUAAUCCAAACGUUCCUCAGAGCAGCAGGAACCAAAAACUGGACCUGCUGGACCAGAACCAGCAGCAGGUUUUUGGGGGUUUUUCCUUUAAGAGCUUCGUCCGCUCCGUCUGA
Molecule: messenger RNA, 2713 nt
Organism: Xyrichtys novacula (pearly razorfish)
Lineage: Eukaryota; Metazoa; Chordata; Actinopteri; Labriformes; Labridae
Source: the annotation of a GenBank genome assembly